Molecule: messenger RNA, 651 nt
Organism: Trichomycterus rosablanca
Lineage: Eukaryota; Metazoa; Chordata; Actinopteri; Siluriformes; Trichomycteridae
Product: membrane-spanning 4-domains subfamily A member 4A-like
Exons: 5
Coding region: 1-651 (216 amino acids)
Cellular component (GO): membrane
Source: RefSeq, a predicted model, not a curated record
AUGUCCACCAGUACCGUAGCCAACACGAACAGCGGCUUUGUGGUUGUAACCUAUGUAAACUCACCUCCAGUAGCACCUGCUGGCAGCAGUAACGUGGGAAAUAAACACGUUUCACCAAUACUCAAGUUUCUGAAAGGCCAGCCAAAAGCAUUGGGGGUUGUCCAAAUAAUGAUUGGGAUAGUGACAUUUCUGUUUGGGAUCGUAAUGGCUGUCGGGAACAAAUAUGUCUCCGUUCCUGUAAUCAGUGGGAUAGUUUACUGGGCGUCACUGAUUUACAUCAUUGCUGGAUCUCUGUCUGUUGCAGCAGAAUCCAAACUUCAUUCUUGUGUGGUGAAAGGUUCGCUGGGUAUGAAUGUGGUCAGCGCUAUAGUAGCAACACCGACCAUCAUUAUUCUCUCUACUGACUGUCUCGUUCAACUACUGAAUGAGUGCUGCAGCAGCGAAGAUGUGGUAAGCUAUAAUUUUUUUCUUUCUUUUUUUUUUUACUGCUACACCAUUUAUCAGAUGGUGCUGGUUGGGACUGAUGGAGUGCUGGCGGUUUUAUCAUUUGUUCAGUUCAUCAUCUCCAUCUGUAUCUCAGCGUUCGCCUGCAAAGCCACCUGCUGUAUCGAACCAGAGGUGAGAAUCUCAGCACCAUCUGUAUAUCUUUGA